UCUUUAGAACCAACCUUGACAAGUUUACAAAAAUAUUGGUUAGUCACGAUAUAAGGGUUAUAUACUAGUAAUUGUCCUCUGUGAAAAAUCACAGCAGGUUCGAGAUAAGAUUUGUUUCUGCUAUAAAAGGGCUUGUGAUUUGUCGCAGUUACACCACUAUUAUACGUGAACCAUGCUCAGAUAUAUUGUUUUCUGUGUUUUAAUUGCCGCUUCAGUGGCGGUAUCCAUCCGCCAGAACAGCCAUCACUGUACAACAGACGCUGAUUGCAAUGACGCGGAUUGUGCUGGGAGUUCCAAUUAUUGCGAACAGGGAAAAUGUCAGUGUCAUGACCAUAAUCAUGGAAAAAGGGCUCAGGAAACCUGUAAGACCGACAUAGAUUGCGCAAAUCAUACAUGUCAUCAUGGAGCACCCCACUGUGAAGUUCAUGACCCGAAUAAUGAACAUGGCCACUGCAACUGCCAUGUACCGCAUAAAAGGGCUCAGGAAACCUGUAAGGUCGACAUAGAUUGCGCAAAUCUUACAUGUCAUCAUGGAGCACCCCACUGUGAAGUUCAUGAUCCGAAUAAUGAACAUGGCCACUUCAACUGCCAUGUACCGCAUAAAAGGGCUCAGGAAACCUGUAAGGUAGACACAGAUUGCGCAAAUCAUACAUGUCAUCAUGGAGCACCCCACUGUGAAAUUCAUGACCCGAACGGUGAACAUGGCCACUGCAACUGCCAUGUACCGCAGAAAAGGGCUCAGGAAACCUGUAAGACCGACACAGACUGCGCAAGUCAUACAUGUCAUCAUGGAGCACCCCACUGUGAAAUUCAUGACCCGAACGGUGAACAUGGCCACUGCAACUGCCAUGUACCGCAUAAAAGGGCUCAGGAAACCUGUAAGGUAGACACAGAUUGCGCAAAUCAUACAUGUCAUCAUGGAGCACCCCACUGUGAAAUUCAUGACCCGAACGGUGAACAUGGCCACUGCAACUGCCAUGUACCGCAUAAAAGGGCUCAGGAAACCUGUAAGGUAGACACAGAUUGCGCAAGUCAUACAUGUCAUCAUGGAGCACCCCACUGUGAAAUUCAUGACCCGAACGGUGAGCAUGGCCACUGCAACUGCCAUGUACCGAAUAAAAGGGCUGGGAAACUAUGCACAGUAGACAGCGACUGUGCUAGUAUUACAUGUCAUCAUGGAGCACCUCACUCUGAAGUCCAUGACCCGAACAAUGCACACGGACACUGUAACUGCCAUGUCCCACAUAAGAGGGCUGGUGAACAAUGUACGACUGAUAGCGAUUGCACUGGUACUACAUGUCAUCACGGAGCACCUCAUUGUGAAGUCCAUGACCCGAGCCAUGAGCAUGGACACUGCAACUGCCAUAGCAAAUAAGAUUGAAAGCGUUUCAUAUGGUGCAGAGAAGACGUUUGAGUAUGUUGUUAUUUAUUUCAAAUUAAUGCAUACAAUGUUUAUUAUGAAUACAUAACUUCAAAAAAAUCGUUUGUUUGUUUUCAUUUAAAG
Molecule: messenger RNA, 1504 nt
Organism: Mercenaria mercenaria
Lineage: Eukaryota; Metazoa; Mollusca; Bivalvia; Venerida; Veneridae
Product: protein crumbs homolog 2-like
Exons: 11
Coding region: 173-1375 (400 amino acids)
Source: RefSeq, a predicted model, not a curated record